AUGACAAAGAAAAAACUAGUUCUACCAGAAAAACCGGACAAGUUUGCACAAAAGAACAACACAGAAGCUCAAGAAGAUAACGAACCUAUUGGACUGACCACUAACAGACAUGGAAAAAGCCAUCCUAGUAAAAGGGAUGAACUACAACUUCAGAGACGCGGACAAAAAGGAUUUCCUAGCAAAACUUUAAAAAGAAGCAUCGGUGAACAUGGCAAAAAACCUGAGAACGGCCUUGAAAUUUAUAGUAUGAAGAUUGACUGCAAAGUUACAUCUCGGUUUGCUCACAAUAUGGUAAUCAGCCGAGUAGUGAAUCGAGCAAAUGAAUCAAAGGAAGCUUUCUUUGAAAUAGAACUACCCAAAACAGCCUUCAUUACCAACUUCAGCAUGACUCUAGAUGGAGUGACAUAUGUGGGAGCUGUAAAAGAGAAAGAAGUUGCUCAGCAACAGUACCAAAAAGCAGUUUCACGGGGACAGACUGCAGGACUUGUAAAAGCAUCUGGAAGAAAAAUGGAGAAGUUCAAAGUGUCAGUAAACAUUGGACCAACAAAAAAAGUCACUUUUGAACUAACUUAUGAAGAAUUAUUAAAACGUCAUUUGGGGAAAUAUGAAAUACAAAUCAGAGUAAAACCUAAGCAGCUUGUCAAACAUUUUCAGAUUGACGUACAUAUCUUUGAACCACAAGGCAUUGCCUUUCUGGAUUUUGAUGCAAAAUUCUUAUCAAAUAAUCUGACUUCAAUUGUGAAAAAGACACUGACGGCAACAAGGGGCCAUGUUUCCUUCAAACCAACUCUUGAGCAACAACGCAAAUGUCCUGAUUGUGAUGAGACUGUUCUGGAUGGAGACUUCAUCAUAAAGUAUGAUGUCAAUAGAGAUCUAUCGGCUGGUACUGUUCAGAUUGUAAAUGGAUAUUUUGUCCACCAUUUUGCUCCAGCAAAUCUAACCAGAAUCCCUAAAAAUGUCAUCUUUGUAAUUGACCACAGUGGAUCUAUGUCUGGUACUAAAAUGCGUCAGACAAAUGAAGCCCUUUUAAAAAUUUUAGAUGACAUGAACACAAAAGAUCACUUUGCAAUUAUUAUAUUUGAUGAUACUUCUGAAACUUGGAAAAACUCGAUAUUUCAAGCAACUCCAAACAAUGUGGCUGAAGCUAAAGUUUUUGUACGAACCAUUUCAGCCAGAGGAGGAACAGAUAUAAAUGCUCCAAUGUUGAAAGCAGUAAGACUUCUGGACAAGUCCCAUCAAGACAAACUUCUGCCUGAAAGAAGUGUCUCCAUGAUUAUUUUGUUAACUGAUGGUGAUCCGAACUCAGGAGAAUCAAACCCAACAAAAAUCCAGGAGAAUGUUAAAAGUGCCAUCAAUGGCAGGUACAAUGUGUAUUGCCUUGGGUUUGGUUAUGAUGUUAAAUAUAGUUUUCUGGAAAAAAUGUCACUGGACAAUGAUGGUGUGGCACGGAGAAUUUAUGAGGAUUCAGAUGCUCCCUUACAGCUCCAGGGCUUUUAUGAUGAAGUGGCAAAUCCCUUGCUUUUGGAUAUUGAAUUGCACUAUCCAGAGAAUGCCAUUUCAGAGUUAACUCAGGCCAAUUUUAGGCAGUAUUACGAUGGAUCAGAAAUUGUAGUGGCUGGCAAGAUUUCAGAUGAUGACCUGCAGUCACUCAUUGCAGAGGUCUUUGCACAAACUGCCAAUGAAAACCUAACUCUAAAAGCUGAAGUGCAGGUAUCAGAAGUUGAAAAUAUCACUCAGCAGCAGCUAUACAUUUUUGGUGACUUUACUGAGCGACUGUGGGCUUAUUUGACCAUACAACAGCUCUUAGAAAAGCGGGUUUCAGCAGAGACAAAUGAAAAGAAAAACCUAACGGACAGAAUCCUUGAACUAUCACUCAAGUACAGUUUUGUAACCCCAUUAACAUCAAUGGUUGUUACAAAACCAGAGGAAAACAAGAAUGACAGCUUUGUGGCUGACAAACCGUCAGAAGAUGAAAAAGUCCCAAUACAACAAAGGCAAUACAGUUAUCCAGGACAUGCAUAUACAACAUCAUUGGCCAGCCCAAGCUUUAUCAGUAAAAGACCCAGUUUCACUUAUGUUGACAGUGAUCCUCAUUUUGUCAUUUCAAUAAACGAUCAUAGUGAUGCCAUUUGUUUCAACAUUGAUGGUAAACCAGGAGCAAUCCUAAAUCUGGUCACAGAUCCAUAUACAGAUUUUGUAGUAAAUGGAGAAUUGAUUGGAGAGAAGAAAAUAGAAGCUAACAAGAAAAUAAAUACAUACUUUGGAAAGUUUGGAAUUGUGAACAACAAAAUGGAUGUUAAAGUUGAAGUAUCAACUAAAACAAUUACAGUAUUUCAUGGAGAAGACAAGAUUGUUUUCCCCUGGUCAGCAACUGCAUCUUUAACAAAAGAAAGCUUCUCAAUUUCAAUCAUAAAAGAAAGGAAUCUCACACUAACAAUGGGAGAUGAUGCAACAUUUGUUAUUGUAUUGCAUCGCGUCUGGAAAAAUCACCCUCUGCACAGAGACUUUCUGGGAUUUUAUACACUUGAUAGCCACAGGUUUUCAAAUAUGACUCAUGGAUUGCUUGGUCAGUUUUACCAUGAAAUAAGUGCUGAGAUAUAUAACAUACACCCUGGUUUAGAUGAAGGCAAAUCUGACGCAACAAUGGUCGUAAAAGGUCACAAACUCAGAGUAACAAGAGGGUACCAGAAAGACUAUAGAUUUGAUCCAAAGCGAGGAACCAAUGUCCCAUGCUGGUUCGUUCACUACAAUGGCAAAGGAUUUAUUGAUGGAAGCCCGACUGACUAUGUUGUUUCUUCUUUAUUUGACUACCUAUACUCAUAAGCUGAGAGUAGAUGAUGAAAGUUUAUCUCUCGAAUGACUCUAUUGCACAAUUACUUUAUAUUUCAAAUACAAAAACAGAUUAAAAAUCAUAUCUAUAAGCACUUCCUGUCUCUUCAAUCAUAAGUUACAAUGUUUCUUCAGACUAAUUACUGCCUAUGUAAAAUGAUCAGAUUAGGUUUGUUUGUUAAGAAUGGAUGCCAGGUACGCUCCUCUGCUGAUCCACUGGGCUCCAAUCUCUGAAAAUGUGCAGCAUCAGGAUUAUUUUCAGAUUUCUACCCUAUGCACAGCAGCACCAUGACUUUAGAUGUAAUCUCACAAAACCCUUUUCAAAGGCCACCAUCAAGUAGGGAAAGCUGACAAGCUUGAGGAGAUGGAGCGGCCAACUAAUUCCGACAAUGUGCAGUUUUCACUGUGACAACAUUGAAAAGCAUCACUAAAGAGUCUGGGGCAUGAGAGAGCAAUGUAAUGAAAAGGACAUGAGGCUGAUAGUUUUAGAUGGCUUUUCUUAUACAUGAAUAUUCAUUGUGAUACCAGUCUCCAUGUGAGACUGAUGCAGAUCACUGUGAACUUGUUGGUUUGACAUGUAAAGGUCAGACUGGUUGUUACUAUAACUCUUGCUGUGCACUCACCACCUGGGUUUACAUACUCUUGAAAAUUUUAAAUAUCCAGUGAAAUUGCCUAAUAACUAAAUUUGUUAUCUCAAUUUCCUUCCUUUGUUGCCAUAGACCCCUUGACAUCGUAUUAGCUCAGCAAAUUUUCCUGAAGCUCCUCCCUCAAACCUGUUCCACCAGUAAAUUAAAAACAAGAAUUCUGGUGUCAAUUCUGUAAUACUGUCCAAAUGUAUUUUCAACAUAAGGCAAAUAAUUGAAUAUAAGGUGGGUAUUGAUGCCAAUGCAGUGGGAACGCACUUGAAGAACACAUCAAUAAAAACAAUUGGUACACUGAUUUCAAUGUAAUAGCUAUUUUGAUGGACAUCAGAGGCAGUGAUACCUAUGCAGGCAUUAGCAUAGUUCUAGCACCGAACAGAAAAGAAAGUGGCCAAGUAAGGAAUUGGCUUCAGUACUACUUACUGCGAUGAACGAACAUUGGACCAAAAGAACACUAGGUUUGAGUGGACCAUAUCACUGCAUAAGGUUCCGUUAUGUAACAAUUGUGUACAACUCCAAUAUAGAUAUGAAUUUGAAAAAAAAAUGCAUUUUUAGAGUUAUCGAGUAACUUAGCAAUACAAAAUGGUUCCAAAAGCAUUUUUGAUAGUAAGCUAAAUUAUUUGGCAAACUGCAAAAGCAAUACUGGACAAUGUGUCCCUCGUACUAGCAGGAAGCAAAUGUAUGUAUCUUCCAAUAUAUAAACAAGUCUGAUAAUAUGAGCUUUUAAUAACUACAUAAUGAAUUGUUCUAAUAAUGUGCAUAAUCUGAAGACAUUAUACUUACCAGAUAUAUUCUUGCAUUUGUAGGCAAAUAAAUCAAUUUUAUUUUAAAGUCAUGUCAA
Messenger RNA from Hemiscyllium ocellatum (epaulette shark), 4311 nucleotides. RefSeq names its product inter-alpha-trypsin inhibitor heavy chain H3-like. Gene Ontology annotation, molecular function: serine-type endopeptidase inhibitor activity. The record is from RefSeq and is a predicted model, not a curated record. Lineage: Eukaryota; Metazoa; Chordata; Chondrichthyes; Orectolobiformes; Hemiscylliidae. Gene Ontology annotation, biological process: hyaluronan metabolic process. The transcript is spliced from 22 exons. The coding region runs from base 1 to 2823 and encodes 940 amino acids.